AUGGAUCUUCAGAGUGUCCUGGAAAAGUGUGGAAACUUUGGUCCAUAUCAAAUCCUUCUGUUGGUUCUCUAUGGAUACGCUAAUAUAGUGUCAUCCUUGCACUAUUUUUCACAGACUAUAAUAAGCUUUACGCCAUCGCACAGAUGUUCUCCACCCUUGGACGACUUUCCAAAGAAUUCUACCGAACUCAUGACCUGCAAUAUUAUCCAGUACACUGAAGAUAGAUCCUCUUUUCGGGAGUACAAAUGCUCCUCUUGGGAUUUCGAAAAGGAAAGUAACUAUGAGAGCAUUACCACCGAGCUCGGUUGGGUCUGUGAUGAUGCCUACAAGUUGGCGGUGGGUCAAUCCUUUUUCUUCAUUGGCUCUGCUCUGGGCAGUAUAUUCUUCGGCUAUUUGGCCGAUCGGAUUGGACGACUACCCGCCUGCGUGUUGUCAACUUUAACAGGAGCAUCUGGUGAUUUCUUCACUUCCCUCGCAGGAAGUCUUCCAUUGUUCUCCUUUACACGCUUCCUUUCAGGACUUUCUAUGGAUACCCAGUACGUCCUGAUGUACAUUUUGGUUUUCGAGUACUUGAGCCCACAACACCGCACAUUUGGACUAAAUAUUACACUGGGCAUCUUCUACUGCUUUGGCCUGGUGAUCUCACCUUGGAUGGCCAUUUGGUUGGGAAACUGGCGCAGUUACCUUUGGGCAGCUUCUCUGCCGGGCUUAGGAAUGCUGAUUUUUCCUUUGUGUCUCCACGAGAGCGCCGAAUGGCUUCUGACCAAAGGAAAAUUCGAGAGGGCGGUGAAAAACCUUCGAAGCAUUGCCAAGUUCAAUGGACGUCAGGUUGAGGACUCUGUGUUCGAGGACUUUGUUCAACACUAUCGCAAGAAGUUGAACAACCCACAAAAUACACCAACGGACACAUUUAUGGGCAUGCUGAGAACACCCAGAUUGAGAAAGUUUACUAUAAUACUGUUUAUCAAAUCGAUGAUCGUCACUAUGGCAUUCGACAUUUUGAGUCGCAAUGUGGAAGGCGGUCCCGCUGGCCUCACCAUUAUCCUGUUCCAGAACAAAAUCGGUAGAAAAGGCAUGGCCUGCGCCUCGCUUUUUAUGGGUGCCAUAAUCACGGCGGCCACUGGUUAUUUGGUUGGCACUUUAGACCCGGCAAACCACUCCGCUCUCCUCGGAUUCAUGGUGUGCCUGGCCAGAUAUGGAGCAGUGGUGGUCUACGAUGCGGAGGGUCAGUAUGCAGCUGAGAUUAUGCCGACGAGUGUUCGCGGUCGAGGAGUGGCCAACAUCCACGUGGUGGGAAAUGCCUUCGCAUUCUGCAGCUCGUACAUCAUCUUCUUGGGGACUUUCUACAAGCCGCUGCCAUCGCUUCUGCUCAGCUUUGUUCUACUGAUCGGAGGUUGUUUGUGCCUGGCCCUUCCCGAAACCUUGCACAAGCAACUUCCACAGACUUUGGAGGAGGGCGAAGAAUUUGCCAAGGGCGAAAAAUGGUAUUUCUUUCCCUGUUUCUCGCGCAGAGAGCAAGCAAAUAAGCACGAACCCCAACUGGAGUCAGCUAAUCAAACUAUAAAUUAG
Molecule: messenger RNA, 1569 nt
Organism: Drosophila ficusphila
Lineage: Eukaryota; Metazoa; Arthropoda; Insecta; Diptera; Drosophilidae
Product: organic cation transporter protein-like
Biological process (GO): transmembrane transport
Cellular component (GO): membrane
Molecular function (GO): transmembrane transporter activity
Source: RefSeq, a predicted model, not a curated record